GAAGAGAUACGCAGAUUCGCCGAUGUUAUUAUUUUUAGUUGCUGAUCUCAGUAGGCUAGGAAUGCGAGUAGCAGACGUCACGUACGGAAUCGAAGAUGCUGACACCAGUCCAGCAACGAUGACGAAAAUGAAGAGAGAAGAUGAAAUUGGCAAUGACGAAAAUCUGCAGCUAUUCGAAAUUAAUCUUGACAAAAUGGCCACCGGACAGCGGACAUUUGUGUUUCGAAUUUGCAUCGGAGGAAGCGUUUCCGGCUAUUCUUAUCGUCUGUCUGAUCGUCUCGGCAAAGAUCAAAUAUGGGCUGCCAAGGACAAUCCAAAUUUCGCGGACGUUGAAUUCAUCGUGAAAGGCAAGAAAUUAUUGGCGAACAAAGCCAUUCUGGCAGCGCGCAGUCCCGUGUUUGCAGCUGAAUUCACGAAAGAACAACCGGUGAGAGAAGGUCGUCAUCAGAUCCGAAUUGUUGGAGUGGAACCUUCAACUGUGGAGAAUUUCUUGCACUUCAUCUACACGGGUGAACCAAUGUCAUCACUUGCAGACCAACAACUGCUCAUGUUGGCUGAAAAGUACAGACUAACAACUCUGACCAGUUUAUGCCAAGUUGCACUUGAGAAAAUUGAGACAAAACGAAUGGUGGACUUCAUGAAGUGUUUAAUAAAUAGGGAAGCGGAAAUACCUUCUUCCCAAGUCACGCCAGAAAAAGACACGGAAAUUUUUGUUGAUUUAACGACGACCACUUUUAGAUGCUCUUUGCGGUUUGCUGGAAAUGAACAUGGACAAUCAAAAUGUAUGAUGAAAUAUCAAAAGGAAGACAUGUUUUUCGCUUACAUCACUGGACAUUUCGGUGAAGUCCGUAUUAGUAAACCUUUUAUACAUUUCACAUGCGCCAAGCAUCAAACAUUAUGCGGAUUGCAAGUUGAGGAUAUUUAUUGCAAUUGGCCAUUUACUUCGUACAACCAAUGGUUGAAAAUGGAAUCGAAAAAAUUGCAAAACAACGCAAAAUUACUUCAACGUUUCACCGUUAAAUUGGAAGAGGAUAUUAUUGGAUAUCGCGAUAUCAUCCAUCAAUUUAACUUCGACAUCAAAACGGUCUGCACGAUCAGCAACUAUAACUACGAGAUGAUGGACGAUGGAUGGUUGAAGGAUUUAUGGGUCGCCGCAACAAACCAAAAGUGGACGGAUGUCGACAUAUUUGUCGGAACUUUCAAAUUAAUGGAAGCCCAUAGAGUAAUCCUAUCCGCUCGGAGUCCUGUUUUGAAUAUCUUGUUAAACAAGAUCAGCAACACGGGGAAAUCUAUCGUCACAUUUGGAGCGGAAUUCGAUGUCGAUACUGUGAGACAUUUCUUGCGGUUCCUCUACACAGGUGACAAUGGUUCGUUGGAGGAAUUCGACGUCAAUAUUGUGAUACUUUUCUUUAAAUUCCUCACUGGUUCCUUGGACACUUUUGCCAGUAAAAGUAAAGACACCGAUUACAAGCAGCUUCUGGAGUUGGCCACAAUGUACGAAGUCGAAACGUUGAAGAAUUGUUGUCAAGUGGCCAUCACUGUCCCACCGGAUGUCGAAGAUCUGUUUAGCUCUCUGCUGGAACUGAAAAUAAAUAGCAUUACAUCCCACAAGGUUAAGAAGGGGAGAUGAACGCUGUGCCAACGUCGAGGCUUCCAGAAAAUGAUGUUACCGCUGGAAUAGCUGAAGGAAAAAUAAUUGAGACGAUUUCUGUUUUC
This is a messenger RNA of Daphnia pulicaria, 1716 nucleotides long. RefSeq lists its product as uncharacterized. Gene Ontology annotation, biological process: regulation of proteolysis; proteasome-mediated ubiquitin-dependent protein catabolic process. Bases 23 to 1630 code for a protein of 535 amino acids. Gene Ontology annotation, molecular function: ubiquitin protein ligase binding. Gene Ontology annotation, cellular component: cytoplasm; nucleus. The record is from RefSeq and is a predicted model, not a curated record. The transcript is spliced from 3 exons. Lineage: Eukaryota; Metazoa; Arthropoda; Branchiopoda; Diplostraca; Daphniidae.